CGUGCCAGUCCAACUCUCCCGGUAGCCGUCCAUUUACACCGAUUUCUGUGCUCCCCAUUUCACACCGAGAUCCGUGGUCUUUCCUUAAUCCCCUCUAUAAAUAGAAAAAUUCCUCCUGUAUAUUUUUGUAAUUCAUCGCCCCAUUUCGAAACCAUAAUUUUCUGAACCCGCUUUGAUCAAUUUUUUUUGCAAGGUCGUCAUGGCUGAAAAUGAUGUAAACAUGCAACAGCAACUGGAUAAAGAGGAGGAGGAGAGGAGGCUGAAGUACUUGCAGUUUGUGCAAGUGGCUGCAGUACAUGCUGUGUUGACGUUUACAAACCUCUAUAUUUAUGCUAAAGAGAAGACUGGACCGUUGAAGCCCGGUGUGGAGACUGUUGAGGGGACCGUUAAGAGUGUUGUUGGACCUGUUUAUGACAAGUUUCGUGAUGUUCCUAUUGAGGUUCUCAAGUUUGUUGAUCGCAAGGUGGAUGAAUCUGUCACUAAUAUGGACAACCAUGUGCCCCCACUCGUCAAACAGGUGUCAUCCCGAGCACUCUUGGCAGCUCAAAAUGCUCCAGUGGCAGCUCGAGCAGUGGCUUCUGAAGUUCAGCGUGCUGGUGUGAAAGAAACCGCUUCUGAAUUGGCAAAAUCUGUUUACUCCAAGUACGAGCCUACAGCCAAGGAGCUCUACUCCAAGUACGAACCGAAGGCAGAACAAGCUGCUGUCUCUGCCUGGCGCAAGCUCAAUCAGCUCCCACUCUUCCCUCAAGUGGCUCAGGUGGUUGUGCCAACUGCUGCCUUCUGUUCUGAGAAGUACAAUCAAACCAUAGUCAGCACUGCAGAGAAGGGAUACAAGGUAUCCUUGUAUUUGCCCCUGGUGCCUACCGAGAAGAUUGCUAAGGUAUUUAGCGAUCAAGUGCCUGAAUCAGCCCCAUUGGUUUCCAGCUAGACACAAGUCUGAUGUCUGAUGCUUUUACAAUUGGGAUAUUAAAUGUGAACGUUUUCUUUUUAUUUUUUUGAAACCAUCACUUCGUUGUAUCUGUAUAUGGAAAGGCAUGUCCAGACUUCAUGUUUGGGUAUUUUGUUUUAGUUUUGUUUUUUGGAUUCUAUUUCAAUCAUGGCAAUGGAUGAUUUAUCAUGUGAAUUCCUGGACUUGUCUUCCA
This is a messenger RNA of Populus euphratica (Euphrates poplar), 1142 nucleotides long. Its product is annotated as Rubber elongation factor protein (REF). The record is from RefSeq and is a predicted model, not a curated record. Bases 200 to 928 code for a protein of 242 amino acids. NCBI's taxonomy places the organism in Eukaryota, Viridiplantae, Streptophyta, Magnoliopsida, Malpighiales, Salicaceae. The transcript has 3 exons.